AUGUCGAGCUACAGCCGCCAUCGACGCGGCACGCCUUCUCCCAAAUUUCGCCCCAUUCGCCAGAAGCUACAGUUCACAUCCAGCGACGGAGAAGACGACUCGAUCGAGGACGUCCACAACAGCACCGGGGGAGAGUCCGGCUUCACAGAGAUCGACUCCCCGACGCCUGCGCGACGAGGCGCCGCCGAUCCGCUGGGAGAGGGCGGCAGCAGCCCCCUCAACCAGUCCGGCGGAGACGACGACGUGGAGCUGUGGGACGAAGAAGACGGCUUCAGCUCCCCUGCAAUACAGUCUCCUAACAGCGUCAUUUUCACCAACUGUUCGGCGUCUCCUCGGAAGCCGUCGCGGCUGUUCGGAGGGUCGCCGGAGCGGAGCUACGUCCAGGAUGACGGAGAGGAGGGAUCCAGCUCACCCAUCCCGGACUGCCCGGACACUCCUCCGCAUAAAACCUUCAGAAAACUGCGGCUUUUCGACACCCCGCACACACCAAAGAGUUUGCUGUCCAGGGCCAGAGGCUCUGUUCCAGGAUCUUCCAGCAGGAGAGUCGCUCUCUUCAAGAACAGCGUGGAUUCUCCACGGAAGUCUCUCACAGACAGCAGCAGGAGACAACAGCUCCCCCAUGUCAACUUCAACCCCUUCACCCCUGAUUCACUCCUCAUCCAGUCUGCCACCCAGCAAAGAAACAGGAAGCGAGCACAUUGGAAUGACUCCUGUGGAGAAGACAUGGAGGCCAGUGAUGGAGAGGGAGAAGAGGAACUCCUCCCACCCUCUAAGAGGAUCACCAUGAUGGAAAACAACAUGACAUCUCGCUAUGCAUCAGAGUUCCUGGAGCUGGAGAAAAUUGGUUCUGGUGAAUUCGGAGCGGUUUUCAAAUGUGUAAAAAGGCUCGACGGUUGCAUCUACGCCAUCAAGAGGUCAAAGAAACCGCUGGCGGGAUCGGUGGACGAACAGAACGCUCUGCGGGAGGUUUACGCCCACGCCGUGCUAGGCCAGCACCCCCAUGUGGUGCGCUACUACUCAGCCUGGGCCGAGGAUGACCACAUGCUCAUCCAGAACGAGUACUGCAAUGGCGGCACUCUGUCCGACGUCAUCACUGACAACUACAGGCGGCUCAGCUACCUAUCUGAGCUGGAGCUGAAAGACCUGCUGCUGCAGGUCACCCGGGGACUCAAAUACAUCCACUCCAUGUCUCUGGUGCACAUGGACAUUAAGCCCAGUAACAUCUUCAUUUCACGCAAAGCUGUGGCGAGUUGUGAUGAAUCAGACGAGGACGAUGGACCGACCACCAGUGUUGUCUACAAAAUCGGUGAUCUUGGUCACGUGACUCGAGUGAACAAUCCACAGGUGGAGGAGGGAGACAGUCGAUAUCUGGCCAAUGAAGUCCUGCAGGAGGACUACAGCCACCUAGCAAAGGCAGACAUCUUCGCUUUGGCUCUUACUGUGAUCAGCGCAUCAGGAGCCGAACCUCUACCCACUAAUGGCGAAAAGUGGCAUGAGAUCCGGCGGGGAAAAUUGCCAUCCGUCCCUCAAGUGCUCUCUGUAGGGUUCCUCAGUUUGCUUAAGCUGAUGAUCCACCCUGACCCAACCAAACGACCGUCGGCGUCAGACCUUAUAAAACACCCGGUGCUUCUAACAGCUGCCAGAAUGAGUGCCGACCAGCUCCGAGUCGAGCUCAACGCAGAGAAGUUUAAAAACGCUCUUCUUCAAAAAGAGCUGAAGAAAGCCCAGCAGGCCAGAGCGGCGGCCGAAGAGAAGGUUUUGUCGACAGACAGGAUCCUGACCCGCUCCACGCUGCACCAGUCCAACCCCAGAACCUCCAGGCUCAUUGGAAAGAAGAUGAAUCGAUCGGUCAGCCUCACCAUCUACUGAGACCGUUUCUAUGGGAACUGGAACACAGAGACACGGCGCGCCAUAAACCGCUGCCGGUUCUGUUGGGACGUUCUGCCCAACCUAAACGGAAGACUUAAGCUACACUGAACUUGAAGCUCUCUCAAUGGGCCUUUGUGUAGCUCAGCCCUGUUUCCCCUCUUUGGGGGAGAAUAAACCUAUUUCCUUUAAAGGUAGCUGCCUUACCUUUCCACUUAGUCAUUCCUGAAGUGUGCAAAGAUGUCACACUCUCUCCUGGAUCGCCGCUGCACUUCCCCGGACAACGCCGAAGCCCCGCAGCGGCGGCGGCAGCUCUGCUCAGAGCGAAUGCUCCUGCCUUAGCCGUGCGCACCUUACUGCCUGUCACAAGCCUGAUGGUCUGAGAACGACGUCGUCUGUUUGUAAAGGAGCACUUUGGAGGCAACCUGUGGUACUUCUGCCUACCACAGCAUUUUAAGGAAAAACUGAUUGCUGCUAUUGAUGUUUUGUUUGUUUUAGGGGCUUUACGCAAAGUUUGGAUCAUUUUUAAGAUUAUUGGCUCUUAUCUGUGAAGCAGCAGGUGUUUUUUUUCAUCCACUAAAUCCUGUCUUAGGUUUCUGAUUGAAUCAGGUGAUUUGAUUAAAUCAUUCUGUUUGACCUACCCAGACUAGUAAUCUGACUUCUUUUUUUUUUUAAGUUGUGAAUGAUCCUCUUUGGUUUAGUUUCUGUUCAUGUAUGCUGUCAGCCCCUCGUGUAGCAUUAGAACAAUCAUCGUGUCGUCCUUUGGUUGAUCAUCCGUUCAUCUGUUCAAGAGUUUUCUCAUCUCCAUGUUGUACCCCCCCCCCCCCCCCCCCC
This is a messenger RNA of Cyprinodon tularosa, 2700 nucleotides long. RefSeq names its product WEE1 G2 checkpoint kinase (gene wee1). Gene Ontology annotation, biological process: protein phosphorylation; mitotic cell cycle. Gene Ontology annotation, molecular function: magnesium ion binding; ATP binding; non-membrane spanning protein tyrosine kinase activity. Bases 1 to 1869 code for a protein of 622 amino acids. Gene Ontology annotation, cellular component: nucleus. Lineage: Eukaryota; Metazoa; Chordata; Actinopteri; Cyprinodontiformes; Cyprinodontidae. The record is from RefSeq and is a predicted model, not a curated record. The transcript has 10 exons.